AUGCGUGUCUCCCGGCUGCUUCUCUCUCUCGCCGCGGCCCCGCUGGCCUGGGCCAAUCCCCGGCCGAACCCUGUAGCAGCACCCGCGCCGGAUAGUACUGGCUUGCUCGCCGAGUUACCGAGUAUCCUCAGCGGUGUCCAGGAGCUUCUCAGCCAAGAUACCAUCACCAAACUCGAGACCAUCAUUGACGGGGCGGCCAAGCUGCUGACCUCGGACAAUGUCGAUGUCCUGCAGGAUAUCCUGGGUAACGCGCACACCCUGUUAACCAAGGACUUUGUGUCCAACACCACCACACUCAUCGGGGAUGCCACACCGCUGGUGGAAGAUGUCUCAAAGCUGCUGGGCAGCAUACUGGGGACGCUAUAG
Messenger RNA from Penicillium canariense, 366 nucleotides. RefSeq lists its product as uncharacterized. The coding region runs from base 1 to 366 and encodes 121 amino acids. The record is from RefSeq and is a predicted model, not a curated record. NCBI's taxonomy places the organism in Eukaryota, Fungi, Ascomycota, Eurotiomycetes, Eurotiales, Aspergillaceae. The transcript has 2 exons.